AUGGCUGGCGGGAUCCACACGGUGAUCUUUCUGUCAUUUGCGCUUGCGCUCGGCUUCUUGCUGGUGAUUUUAUCGUGUGCGCUAUGGUCAAACUGGAUGCCGUUCUGGUCGACCGUCGCCUUCGUGCUGGCCCCUGCGCCGAACGCGCUCUUUGGCGGCCUCGCGGGCGCGGAUUCCUUCUCCGACUUUAACAAUGCCUACAUCGACUUUGGAAACUUUCUCACAGGCAUGCUGCUCAUGACCGGCGUCGCACUGCCGAUCAUGCUCGCACACACCGAUAUUAUCGCGCCGGCCGCGGCAGGCCUCUCGCUCGCGGGCGGCACGCUUGUGUACGGCACCAUGGUCGUGUACGCGGCCUUUUUCCAUACCCCCGAUGAUAUCUAG
Messenger RNA from Malassezia japonica, 384 nucleotides. RefSeq names its product Vacuolar protein sorting-associated protein 55 (gene VPS55). Gene Ontology annotation, biological process: late endosome to vacuole transport via multivesicular body sorting pathway. Gene Ontology annotation, cellular component: Vps55/Vps68 complex; endosome. NCBI's taxonomy places the organism in Eukaryota, Fungi, Basidiomycota, Malasseziomycetes, Malasseziales, Malasseziaceae. The transcript has 4 exons. Bases 1 to 384 code for a protein of 127 amino acids. The record is from RefSeq and is a predicted model, not a curated record.